AAAUCUUUAUAAAAAUUUAGUCAGAACAUGUUUCCCAAUUAUGUCUGAAAUUAGUUUAAAACUUGGUCACAUGGGAUAAUAAACUACUCUGAAGAUCAUUUGAUCAAAUGGAAGAAAAAGAGUUUGAACAAUCUUGAGGCUUCAUUAAUUGCCAAAUAUUCGUUAAACAUGGUCUUAAAAUUAGUUCUAUAUUUUUCCCUGCAGAGUUACAUAUGAUUUCGGUCCGUUGAAAAACAUGGCUUCCACGAGGCAGUUUUCUUUAUCUGGUAAGAAAAAACAACAACAAUUGAAUACCCAAUGUUUUAUAAACAAAAAUGUAUUGAUAUCUGAACUGAGUUUAAUAUGAUUGUGGUUUGUUUAAAAAAAUGGCACGGUGAAAGGCAGUUUUAUUGCGAAACCUAGUGAACACUUUCUUCUCAGAACAGUUUGGUUCCUUUGGGUUUCAGCUGAGUGCCUUAGGGUCCUGACCCUCUUGUUUAUGUUCAUGCUAAAAUUUUGUCCAGGGCAAUUCUGGACUUUUGUAUGAAAUAUCUAGGUGAAACUUAAUAUUAAGUGAGCUUGUAUUGUUUGAAAACCUGUUCUUUAGACUGAACUGACAUGUGGCGUGUAGGCGUUACUUUACACAAGAUAUUUAUAUUUUUAAUUUUUAAAUUCUUAUCUUAUGAUUUUACGGAUGGUAAUAAAAUACGAAUGAAACUAUACUUUAUAUACAUACAUAUAUCAUAUGCAUUUUAUGUUAAAUUAUACUUUUGUUAACAACAAACGAGCAGGAAAUAACAAGCUAUUGCCACUUAUGUUACCAAACUUAAGCUGCAAUAUAUUUUGUUUCGUUUUUGAAGAGGUUACUUACAAUUCAAUUGUUAAAAGCAUGCAUAUAAAUGAUUCUUGUUAAUACCAUUGUUAUCAAGUAGGCCUGGUUAUUUUUUAUUGAUUCCUUGAAUUGAGAUACUUAUUCUUUGUAAAGACACAUAAACAGAUUGUUCAUCAACCACUUUAUGACACUAAGGCCAGUAUUGUUUAAUGAAACAUGAUUAGUGGCACAAGUACUUCGUUUCCUGGAACUAUAACCUUGCGAACAAACUUUAAGUUGAUGUCCAUUGAACUGUGUUUAGCUGGACAUUACUUGUUGUAAGACUUUGGACAAUAGUUAGAUGUGUAUGUGAUUUGUUUUGUUUUAUAAUCUAUUAGCCGAAAUACCUUAUUAUAAGAGUUAAAUCUAAGCUUCAGUGGUCAACAAAAUGGCGACCUUUUCGCAAUCCACCGUUGAAAAAGGAUCUGACAUGGUCCAAGACUUCUUGUGUUCGACCUGCAAAGACAGGAAACUUGAGAAAUCGGCUGAAUAUUAUUGCGAAACAUGCGUACAGUUUUACUGCGGAAAUUGUAUUCACGUGCACGGCCAGUUGUUUACGGAACAUUCCCCUCAUGGGAGGGGAGAUAUGAAGAAAUGGCCAGUUGCCAAGAAGGUGGAAGAUUUUCUUCUUAAAUGUGAUGUUCAUAAAGAAGAAAACAUGGAAAUGUUUUGCAAAGACCAUAGCCAGCUGUGCUGCAGAAAGUGUGAUAUCAUUUCUCACAGGAAAUGCCAAACGGUUAUUCUUUUAUCAGACUUGGUAAAAACUUCACCCACAGACCUCAAACAAGUAUCUGUUACUAUCCAUAGUACUCUGGCAGAACUGAUGGAGCUUCAAAACAACCAGGAGUCUAGCAUUCGGUCUGUACAAAGUUCAUUUGAGGAGCAGUUGCACAAAAUACAGGAAAGUCGUGAAAAAAUAAUUGCAGCCUUAAGCAUGCUUGAAAAGAAGACACUGACGGAAAUGAAAGAUAAACUGACCCAAUUGCAAGCUCUUCUUAAAGGUGAUCGCGAUGAAUGUGCCACUUUUCGAGAUGAAUUUAAACAACUCCGAGAUGCCAUACAGGACGUAAGUGAUAAAGGCAAGCAGGAACUUUCUUUUAUAGCCAGCUUUAAAUGCAAGGACAAAAUACAGCAGUUUGAAAAAUAUCGGAAGAAGAACUUAAGUCAAAAAGAAUCCUCAAUAACUUUCCAGCCUAAUAAUGAAAUUGUCCAGUAUCUGUCCAGUUUGUCAGGUCUUGGGAUGAUUGAACACAGUAGCCAGCCCUUGACGGUGCGGGGAAAUCCAGACCAAGUCAUAAGGAUUGAUGGAAAGUCUGAGUAUGAUGUACGCCUGCGAGGUGAUUCAAGUAAAGAGUCGAAAUGCUGUAUCAGGGACAUAUGUGUUCUCCCUAGCGGACAGAUCCUGAUUGCAGACUCAGAAAAUCAGAAAAUCAAGCUGCUAAACCAGCAGUUCCAGGUGGUGAGUCACUGUAAUUUAUCUGAUCAGCCACGUGACAUGUGUCAGAUCACACCAAGUGAGGUUGGUGUUACUUAUGGUUCAAAUAUACAUUUUAUCAAAGUCAACAACAGCCAGCUGUGGAAAGUCAGAAAGCUUCAAGUACGACAUGACUGUGAGGGUAUUACCUACCAUGAAGGAGACCUGUUAGUCACCACUGGUACUGCACUAUACAAGUACUGGCUGACCGGUAAACUGGUCAGAAAACUGCAUCAGGAUAUAUCAAAUAUAAAUACAGUAUGGAGAUGUGCAGUGAGCCGGACAGGUGACAGGUUAUACAUCACUAACUCUUCUCAGAGCAAGCUCAUCACCCUUACCAUGGAUGGAUCAGUCCUUGCCACCUUCGAGGACCCUGACCUGAUAUCGCCCACUGUUGUACAUGUAACACCUGCAGGCCAGGUGCUGGUAUGUGGAGAGGGGUCCAGCACUAUCCUGCAGGUGGAUAGUAUGGGCACCAGGAAGCUGGCCACUCUGGCUACAGACAGGGAUGGUUUGAAGACCCCAUACUCAGUGUGCUACAAUAGCAACACUGCAUCAAUUAUUGUGGGAAUGUGGCGCAAUGACAUGAUUCUUGUAUACAAAGUAGAAUAGCUUAUCACUCUUAUCUGAUAUGUAAUCAUAAAUAAUACUCAUAACAAUAACUGGAUGCCAAUUAGUAUGAUGUUUGAAUGCUUUAAUAUUUUUUAAAUACAGUAAUUUUGUAAAACUAUGUGAUGUAAAUUACAGUAGCUGUUUGUGUUAUAGUGUUACGAUACCAUGUGAGAUUUUUUUUAACUGUGCAUACUCAUAUUUUUCCUAAACUUAUGUUCUUUUUCUAGUGUAUUAUGUUUCUUAAUAUAUCUUAAGUGUCAAAUAUUUGUUUUAUUGUUUCAUGAACUCAAUGGGUGUAUGUAUGCUAUAUAAAAAAAUGUACGAUAAAAAUCAGUUUAACAUGUUUUCACAUUAAAGAACAGGUAAAGAACACUAAUUGGAAUGUCAUUUAUUAGAUGUGUAACAAUUUGUUGAUUUAUUUAUUUAUUGCUUCUUUAUUGGAUCGAUAGAAUGAAGUCUUCUGAAAACUUAAUAAUAAUAAUAGCUGAUAUUCUGUCAUUAAUGUAUAGUUUUCACAUUAAAACAUUUUUUA
Molecule: messenger RNA, 3468 nt
Organism: Dreissena polymorpha
Lineage: Eukaryota; Metazoa; Mollusca; Bivalvia; Myida; Dreissenidae
Exons: 3
Coding region: 1239-2936 (565 amino acids)
Biological process (GO): positive regulation of DNA-templated transcription
Cellular component (GO): chromatin; nucleoplasm
Molecular function (GO): protein binding; zinc ion binding; ubiquitin-protein transferase activity
Source: RefSeq, a predicted model, not a curated record